AUGACCCCCAGCCUCACGGCCCUGCUCUGCCUCGGGCUGAGUGUGGGUCUGAGGACCCAGGUGCAGGCAGGGACCCUCCCCAAACCCACCAUCUGGGCUGAGCCAGGCUCUGUGAUCCCCUGGGGGAGCCCCGUGACCAUCUGGUGUCAGUGGACCCUGGGGGCCUGGGUGCUCCAUUUGGAUAAAGAGGGAAGCUCAGUUCCCUGGGACAGAUGGCCCUCACUGGAGCCCAGGGACAAGGGCAAGUUCUCCAUCCCAUACAUGACACAGGACUAUGCAGGGAGAUAUCACUGUUACUAUAGAUCAAAGUACCGAGGUGGGCAUUACCAGGCCGAAUUCUCCAUGAGUCCCGUGACCUCAGCGCACAGUGGGACCUACAGGUGCUACAGCUCACUCAGCAGUAACCCCUACCUGCUGUCACACGCCAGUGCCCCCCUGGAGCUCGCGGUCUCAGAAUUCCUACCCUCACACCCCCAAGACUACACAGUGGAGAAUCUCAUCCGGAUGGGCAUGGCCGGCUCAAUCCUGCUGGGCCUCGGGAUUCUGCUCUUUCAGGCUCAACAUGGCUGGCUGUGUCGAACCAUGGCCCCCAGAGACACCACCCUCUUCUGCCUCGUGCUCUGUCUUGGCCAGAAGAUUCAGGCACAGGAUGGGACUCUUUCCAUUCCUACCAUAUCUGCCACGCCCGGUUCUGUGAUUCCCUGGAAUGAGUCUGUGAAGAUCCUGUGCAGCGGAACUCCUGAGUCUUACCUGUACCAACUGGAGAUCCUGGGAAACUCCACAUACAAAGUGGUGGCGAAGAAACUGGGAUUUCAGAAGACAGCUGAGUUUGUCAUUAAACACAUGGAUACAAAUACUGCAGGACGUUAUCAGUGCCGAUACAGAAAACAGUACAGCUGGUCAGUGCACAGUGAAGCCCUGGAGCUGGUAGUGACAGGCUUGUAUGACAAACCCUCCCUCUCCACUGAUGGGUGCCUUGUGGUGAUGCCAGGGGAGAAUGUUUCCCUCCGGUGCAGUUCAGCACACAACUCAUUCAAUAGAUUUUCACUGAGCAAGGAGAGAAGGGAUGUUCUGUCACAGCACCAAAACGGGGGACGCUGGGGUGACUUCAUUCUGGGUCCUGUGAACCUCAGCUUCUCAGGGAUCUACACAUGCUACAGCUGGUACAGUGGCAGCCCUUACGUAUGGUCAGCCCCCAGUGAUGCCCUGGAGCUUGUGGUCACAGAUACCACGAACCAAGAUUACACGACGGAGAACUUGAUUCGAAUGGGCAUGGCAGGGCUGCCCCUGGUGGUUCUCUUGGCCAUUCUGGCUGAAAAUUGGCUUGGCCAUCAGGUUCCACACGAGGAAGACCAGCAAGAACUGCCUGAACUGAGCUGCAGUAGACAGAAAACUCAGACAGAAUGGACCUUUGGACUAACUCCAAAGGGUCACCAGGUAGACACCAGGCACUGA
Molecule: messenger RNA, 1455 nt
Organism: Lipotes vexillifer (Yangtze River dolphin)
Lineage: Eukaryota; Metazoa; Chordata; Mammalia; Artiodactyla; Lipotidae
Gene: FCAR
Product: Fc alpha receptor
Biological process (GO): immune response-regulating signaling pathway; cytokine-mediated signaling pathway
Cellular component (GO): plasma membrane
Molecular function (GO): inhibitory MHC class I receptor activity
Source: RefSeq, a predicted model, not a curated record